This is a messenger RNA of Pochonia chlamydosporia 170, 639 nucleotides long. RefSeq names its product coiled-coil domain-containing protein. Lineage: Eukaryota; Fungi; Ascomycota; Sordariomycetes; Hypocreales; Clavicipitaceae. Bases 1 to 639 code for a protein of 212 amino acids. Gene Ontology annotation, cellular component: post-mRNA release spliceosomal complex; U2-type spliceosomal complex. The record is from RefSeq and is a predicted model, not a curated record. The transcript has a single exon.
AUGUCUUCAUCACUUAAUACUCUGGGCGCAGCGUCAGAGGACCGCAAGGCCCGACUUGCUGCCCUCAGAAAUCUCAAGCGAAAAAAGCCCGAUGACGACGAAGAGCCUGCUGCACCAGAACCAGCAGCAGACGAGUCGGCCUCAGCAACUCCAGAAGCAGAUGUCUCCCGGUUACAUCUGUCCGGGCGAAACUAUGAUCCGGAAACAAGAGGCCCGAGAUUGGGAUUUGACUUGGCACCAAACGAGGGCCUGGACAAACCCACAUUAGAAGAGCUGGCCGCCGAUGUCGAAUCGCAAGCCAGACAACAAGCCGCCGAGGAGGCACAAAACGAUAAAGGACUGGAUCUGUUUAAGCUGCAACCGAAGAAGCCCAAUUGGGAUCUGAAACGAGGCCUGGAAUCGAAAAUGGACAUUCUUAACGUUCGGACGGAUAAUGCGAUUGCGCGACUGGUGCGGGACCGGAUAUCUGGCGCUCAAAAGGCAGCGGCGAAAUCAACGGCAGUAGACACCGCAAAGCUUGACGGCGAUGCUGUGGGCAUGGAUGGAGUUGCUCUCGUGGAAGGCUUGAGGGUUAGGGAGCAAGAAGAGGAGGAGGAGGAGAGGAGGGAGCGAGCAGAGGACGAGGCUCUUUUGGCGUGA